AUGAAGCAGAAAGUCGCUGUCCGCAGAACAAACUCGAGAAGUGAGGAGGUGGGUGGGGUGGAAGAGACGGAGGAUAGACGGGCGGUGCCACUCCCCCACCAUAAGGUCAGGCCGGGGUUCAGCCAGGAACCAGCCACCAGACAUGCACGUAUGCACGGUUUGUCGAAGAUAAGAGCACGACGCCACUAUAAAAGAAGGGUUGCCGUCUGGAAACUUGUUCCAAUUAUCGGAAAGAUGGCGCGGAUGUGGAUUCGUAUUGCUGGCUUCCUCCAUAGAGGUCGUGUCAACGAGUGCAAGGUGGUGCGGGAGAGGGUGCGAGAUUGGGCAAAUAUGGUCAUUUUGGUCGGGUUGUUGCCUAUGGAAAGUCACCGCGACACCAAGGAAUAA
This is a messenger RNA of Paracoccidioides lutzii Pb01, 387 nucleotides long. RefSeq lists its product as hypothetical. The transcript is spliced from 4 exons. The coding region runs from base 1 to 387 and encodes 128 amino acids. The record is from RefSeq and is a predicted model, not a curated record.